Molecule: messenger RNA, 660 nt
Organism: Electrophorus electricus (electric eel)
Lineage: Eukaryota; Metazoa; Chordata; Actinopteri; Gymnotiformes; Gymnotidae
Source: RefSeq, a predicted model, not a curated record
AUGAUUGCUGCUCUGAACGAUGUGAAGUCUAAACUGGAGAGCAAAGGUAGCACAGCAGGUAACAACAACUCCCACAGCGAGUGCUACACUGAGACGUGCCAUGCAACGUUGGGAGACUGCUAUGACUGGCAGCACAAGCCUCACCUCUCUGUUUCUUUCUCACUCAUCCAGUCAGGCUUACAGCUAGACUGUGCUGCAUGGGGAUCAUAUCACUCCCGGUGCUACCUGUUCUCCCGUGACACCCUGAAUUGGCACCAGGCACGAGAUUACUGCAGGAGCCAGAAAGCCAUGCUGGUCAAACUGGAAACGGAGGAGGAAUGGGAAUUUGUAAGUGGAAAAACUAUGAUGCAGAAUUACUGGGUGGGUCUCACAGAUGAAAUCACAGGCCAGUGGAGAUGGGAUGAUGGAACAACUUUCCCUGUCAUUGAACCUCAUUGGAGCCCUGGCCAGCCAGAUGACUGGAAGGAGCACGGUCUUGGAGAAGGAGAGGAUUGUGGACAUUUUGGAUGGGAUCUGAAGCUAAAUGACAACCACUGCUCUGUUAAAAUGAAGUGUAUCUGCUUUGCAUAAAUUAAGCAGCUCUGAAAAGACCAAUGAGUGGGAGUUCAUGGACACCAAAUAUUAAACAAUAUUUUUGCAGAUCAUAGUGAGUAUAGUAUA